Anopheles funestus (African malaria mosquito) is the source of this 2347-nucleotide messenger RNA. RefSeq names its product apyrase-like. NCBI's taxonomy places the organism in Eukaryota, Metazoa, Arthropoda, Insecta, Diptera, Culicidae. Gene Ontology annotation, cellular component: plasma membrane. The record is from RefSeq and is a predicted model, not a curated record. Gene Ontology annotation, molecular function: 5'-nucleotidase activity. Gene Ontology annotation, biological process: AMP catabolic process. Bases 306 to 1979 code for a protein of 557 amino acids. The transcript has 3 exons.
GAUAACAUUCAUCAUGGCAAAUUGAGUUCCAAUACCAAACUAAAAGAACCUCAACAGAACCUAACAGGUUAAGGUAAGUUACAAACACUGGCACCAGUAUUAUCAUUAUCGAAACGUUAUCAGACAGAUGCCUCGGUGAAGCAAAAAUUCAAUUGCAAAUUAUUCUUCUCAGACAAGCACCUGUUUGUCACGCAGCACCUUCCCACUACCUGGUCCCGCAUUAUGACCAUCCCUGGUACAGGUACCCAAGAGGCAUAUUUUUACCACUUCCAUCAGUUCUUCGCAGACAAUCGAACCGAACAGAAAUGGCUGUGAAGAUGCACUUCAAACUUCUAAGUCUCUUAGGGUUUGCUUUGUUACCUUUGUUGACUACCGCCAACACUACCACUGAUUACCUGUUUCCACUUUCGAUCGUACACAUCAAUGACAUACACGCGCACUGGGAGGAAAUCGAUACGGCCAGCUUAACCUGUGAUCCGAAACGUGACAAUGCUGCCGAUCAGUGUCUUGGCGGGUACGCACGAACGGUUACGAUUGUGAAGCAGUUGCUGCAGAAGCGCCCAAAUCCCAUCUACCUGAACAUUGGUGAUAACUUCCAGGGUACGCUCUGGUACAACAUCCAUCGUUGGAAUGCAACUGCCUUCUUUCUUAAUCUGCUCCCAGCGGAUGCUGUGACUGUUGGAAAUCAUGACUUCGAUGAUGGAAUUGCUGGUGUGGUACCAUUCUUGGAAGCUCUUAACUCACCCGUAGUGUUGGUUAACGUGGACAACUCCAACGAACCGGCGUUUAGCAAGUUCCGCCCAUCGAUGGUACUCGAGCGAGCGGGACGAAAAAUUGGACUGAUCGGAGUCAUUCUUCGCACCACGUACAAUAUGGCAGACACCGGAGCGCUAGUAUUCGAGGAUGAAGCGGAAACCGUACGGAAGGAAGCAGAUCGACUAGCGGCCGAAGGGGUAGACAUUGUGAUCGUCCUAUCACACUGUGGCCUUGAUGUGGAUCACAUCAUAGCGGCUAAUGCGGGCCCGAACGUAGACAUUAUUGUUGGUGGACAUUCGCACAGCUUCCUGUAUACGGGCCAGAACGAUAAAAUUCCGAUGACACCUGCUUCGGAGUAUCCAACCGUGAUCACACAAUCGGACGGACACCGGGUGUUGAUCGUACAGGCAUCCGCCUACACAAAGUUAGUGGGUGACAUUGUGCUGUACUUUGACGAGCAGGGAAUCAUACAGUACUGGGAAGGCAAUCCGAUCUAUCUCUCGAACGAAAUCGUUCCCGAUGCAGAAAUAAUGGAAGCGAUCGUUCCGUGGAAGGUGGCAAUUGAUGCCGUCGGUGAACGUACGAUCGGUUCGACUGCGGUCGAUCUACUCAAGCCGCCGUGUAACUUUGGUGAGUGCAUUAUGGGUAAUUUGAUUGCCGACUCAAUGGUGCAAGCGUUUGUACCAAUGGCGGAACCGGGUCAUUGGACGUAUGCUUCGAUCGCAGCGAUUGCCGUUGGACGUAUUAGACAAAGUCUAACUCCUGGAGAGAUUUCCUUCAAGCAUCUGAUCGAAGUGCUACCGUUCGAGAACCAGCUCGUCUGCUACGAUUUGCGUGGUGAUCAGUUGGUUGGGUUGCUGGAACAUGGUGCCGAGCUGUCUUGGGAUGAGCAUCGGUUCAAUGCGAAGAAUCUGAUGCACGUUUCCGGUUUGCGUGUCGUGUACAACGUCACCAAUCCGAUCGGUCAUCGAGUGCUAUCGGUGGAAGCCUUAUGUCAGGAUUGUUCCGUACCGAGUUACGCACCGGUUGAGCUGUUCAAGAUGUACCGUGUGGUCACCGUAUCGUAUCUGGCUGAGGGUGGAGAUGGAUUCGAGAUUUUCCCGAGAUAUGGAAAAAAUAGAAUCGUCGCCCCAAUGGAUGAUGUACAGGCGUUCGAAGAUUACGUGAAACCAAGAUCACCCGUUGCACCCGUGCUGGAGGAACGUAUUCAAAUCCUUACCUAGAGUUGAAAUCGGUGGUAUGAAAAGAGUGAAAUAUAGAUGAAUCCAACAAAUGCUUAACUAUGCCGGAAUUUUACUCACGUGCCUCAGUUGUAACAGCAUUCGUGAUCGACGGAUGACUAUGCGAGUUCUAUACAUUAACCCUCUGUUUUGUGAUUGAAGUUUAUAAUCCUCCAUUAUCUUGAAGACACCUCCUCUUUCAAGAUGAUACAAAUAACUUGUUUAUUUCCUUAAGUAUGCGUCUCAGUAUCUUAUCUCCUAACACCGUUCACCUAGCCAAUUGAAGACAAUCGUCGUUAUCUCGUGCCAAACCAGCUGAUGACGAUAAUGAUGUCCACAAAGCUAUUAUUAAUGUCUAUGGCUCUUCUUCG